UUAGAGUCAAGCAGCACCAGCCUUAACGAGAUAAAUGAAACAGCUGUCGUUGUGUAUGAAGAAAAAAACAAAGAGGAGUUGGAGUCAUGUGCUGUUUCAGAAAAUCCGUUUACUAUUGAAGACAACACGUCUGGUACACAUGAAAUAGCAGAAUUUGAGGCAAUGGUAGAUGAUAAUAUAAACGAAGAAGUGGAACUUUGUGUGGCUAUUGAAGAGCCAUUAUUUGUUGACGACGACACUUCUGUUAACAGUCACGCAGCGAGAUUUGGAGCAGUAGAAAAUAGUUGUUUGCUGAGUGAUGAUAGUUCAAAUGAAGAGGCUGCACAAAGUGAAAAGUCAUCAAACUGUGAUUCAGAUAACCAAGAAGAUAUUACAUGGAUCACUUGUGCAGGACAGUUAAGAGUUCUAUCACAACUUUUUCAUCAGUGUGAGAAUAUUCUUAAUGAAGCGAUAAUAGAUAAUGAUAGACACGUAAACGCGAAGCGCUUUUCAGAAAAAGUGAAGCACAUAGCAAAAAAAAUACAAGAUUUGUCUGUGAAACUGGUAAAAAAUUGUUCAAUUGUCAUCAACAAAGCACAGCGAGAUGAAAUUGAAAUUGGUUGCCCAGUUUUAGAGGAAAGCACUAAAAUUACUUCUCGUGAUCCAAGCGAAAGGCCACGAGAUAUGAAUGACGAUCAAAGAAAGUUUCUCAUGCAACAAGGACCCUGUCAACCUAGAUUGAAGUCUUUUCCUGUAAAUGAAACAAAAGUCAAAAAUAAACCUAACAAAUUUAAUGCAUCCUGGUACGACUCUUUCCCUCAUCUUGAGUACAGUCAGAAGGAAAAUAAAGAAUAUUGCUUUGUAUGCUCAUUAUUUCCAAGUGGGCCAGGACGAGAAAAAAGUGAUCCAGCAUGGAUAAAUGGUGUACGAUCAUGGAAGAAAAUGGUGAGCGUUGGUGCAAACAAGAAAGGAAAACUUCAUAAACACUUCAGUAGCAAGUCCCAUCAAGCUGCUCUGGCUGAUUUUGCUCGUUUCUCAAUAACAUCUGGCCAUAUUGAUGUGAUGAUGAAUGCGAAAAUGAAGGAAGUAUUGAUCCAAGAGAAAGCAGAUGAAGAAAAGAACAAGGAAAUUAUGUUGAUUCUACUUGAUGUGGCUCGCACUCUGGCAAGGCAGUCAUUGGCAUUCAGAGGAGGAGGCGAUGACAAGGACGGAAAUUUCAUUCAGAUUGUAAAUCUUCUCUCAAGACAUUGUCCUGUUCUCAAGCUGUGGCUGGACGAUCAGCGCCUCAGGCCAUACAGUACAACAUAUACAAGCUCAGAGGCACAAAAUGAGAUGCUUCAUUUGCUGGCUCAAUCUGUGAGGGAUGAAAUUCGUGCUGAAAUUAAGUCAGCCGGUGUAUUUUCUGUGUCUGCAGACACUACACCUGAUACAUCGAAUCAAGACAAGCUUAUCGUUGCUGUAAGAUAUGUCAACCAGAUGGGCAUCCCAUGCGAGAGACUGGUUGAAAUGAAAGAGACCCUUGAUAAAACUGCUGCUGGAACGGCUAAAGAUGUCAUAAAAUCUUUAAUGGAAAAUGAAAUCGAUAUAGAUAUGCUUGCAUUUCAAACAUACGAUUUCACAACAUCAAUGUCUGGACGACUAAAUGGUGCUCAAAAAGUGUUGCAAGAAAUUUUAAAACGACAAGUGCCUUACAUCCCUUGCCAGGGACAACGGUCUAAUACAUUCAACGAGCAUUGUUGCAAACAUAGCUCAAUAAUUACAUCAAUGUACGACGCUCUAGAAGACGUAUAUGUGUUUUUUAGCAAAAGCACAAAAAGAAAUAAAAUUAUAGAAGAAAGUUGCAAAGAUGUUGAAAACAAUUUAAAGUUUCGAAACUUGUCAAAGACGAGAUGGGUUUACAAUUCUGAGUCCAUUGAUGCUGUAUGGAGAAGUUAUGAGGUAAUACCAAAUGCUAUUGUGAAAGUUAUUAAUGCUCGAGAUGUAGAAUCAAAAGUAAAAGCUAAAGGCGAUGGAAUAAAAAAGAAAUUUUUUAGUUUCGACUUUCUUUUUGCUCUUAUGUUCAUGCGAAUCAUAAUGACAAAAACCAAAAUCCUAACCAAACAACUUCAGGAGGAGGAGCUAAAUAUAGUAGAUGCACUUAACCUGAUUGGUGCUACAGUAAAAAACCUUAGACAAAUUCGAAGUGACGAGAACGGAUUAGACUCGGAGAUAGAGGCAAUGGUUGCAUUUGGAACCAUAGUAGGAAUAGACGUAAUGGCAGAAUACACUCGUCAUCAUCGAUCAAGAAAGCCACCCAAACGCAUUGGCGAGCAUUCCGAAAUAACAACAGAAAUAUCAUUUAAAGAUUUCUACCGAAAGGAAAUGUACUUGGUUCUAGACUCACUUAUUACCGAGUAUACCGAUAACAUUAAAGAUUGCAUCGACAAAAUAAAACCUCUUGGAGAGAGCUUACAGCUGCCGCUAGAAAGGCCGAUGGCUGAAACAGUUAAUGAAAUGUGUAGUCUUUUUCCACCGGCGGUAAAAGAUGUUAAUGCAGAAAUGCUGCUGUCGGAGUUGGAAAUUUUCAAUAAUAUUGUGUCAUCACAACUUAAAUCAGAACCUAAAUCCCUUCAAGACGUUGCGUUAUUUGCUUUCAAACACAAAAACGUCUUUCCAACGGUGUGCAAGGCGUAUCAACUAUUGCUGACCGCUCCAGUGUCCGUGGCAAAAGAUGAAAGGUGUUUCAGCAAGCUUAAGAUUGUCAAAAACUGCCUGAGAUCCACAAUGAAAGAUACGCGAUUAAAUGACUUAAUCGUUCUUGCAUGUGAAAAAGAUCUUACGGACAAUGUUGACUUAAAUAUUAUUUUAAAAAAUUGGGCAACUGCAAAGAUGCGAAAACUGCCAUUAAAGAUUUAA
Molecule: messenger RNA, 2874 nt
Organism: Xenia sp. Carnegie-2017
Lineage: Eukaryota; Metazoa; Cnidaria; Anthozoa; Malacalcyonacea; Xeniidae
Product: zinc finger MYM-type protein 1-like
Exons: 2
Coding region: 163-2874 (903 amino acids)
Molecular function (GO): protein dimerization activity
Source: RefSeq, a predicted model, not a curated record